Messenger RNA from Anopheles funestus (African malaria mosquito), 1245 nucleotides. It is a transcript of the gene Ttc1, whose product is annotated as tetratricopeptide repeat protein 1. The transcript has 2 exons. The record is from RefSeq and is a predicted model, not a curated record. Gene Ontology annotation, molecular function: protein binding. The coding region runs from base 147 to 1040 and encodes 297 amino acids. Lineage: Eukaryota; Metazoa; Arthropoda; Insecta; Diptera; Culicidae.
AGAAAAAGAUAAACAUUCGGAACACUCCACAAAGGGAAAACUGUAAAUACGAAACCGUAACCAUUACGCGCAUACGUUCCAGAAAACUCUGCAGUUUCAGAGCAAAAUUUUCCUUACAUAUCACAUUCGGUUCCUUCGUGUGUUAAAUGGGUGACAAAGUACCAGCUCCGGACACAUCCAAAAGCGAUGACGAACAGUUCGAGGAUGCACAAAGCAAGGAAGAUUUCAACGAACGAACGAUCGAUGAAGUUAUCGAAAAGGUGACCGGAUUGUCCACACGGAAACCACCCGACACAGACGGGGACGAGUUUGUCGAUUGUGUUAACCAUUCCGGGGGCGAUGAUACGAAAGCUGAUGUGAAACAUAUGCCACAAACGGAUGACCCAGUGGCGCAACAGGAACGUGACAGUGUGGUGGAACCGUUCGAGGAUGAUGAUCUAGUAGAUGAAGAUUCUCAGCGGGAUUAUGAAUGUGGUUUGACCGAGGAGGAAAAGGAAGCGAACAAAACCAAAGCGGACGAGUUGAAACAACAAGGCAACGAGCUGUUUAAACAAGGCGAACAUUUGCAAUCGUUAGACCUGUACACGCAAGCACUACGGCUGUGUCCACUGGAUUGUAAAGAAGCUCGAGCCAUACUUUACGCUAAUCGGGCCGCGGCCAAAACAAAGCUCGAUCGCAAAAAGUCUGCACUGGAUGACUGCACCAAAGCGCUAGAAUACAACCCAAAUUAUGUAAAAGCGUUGCUUAGACGUGCGAUUCUGUACGAAGAGACUGACAAGCUGGACGAAAGUUUAGAAGAUUUUCGAAAGGUAUUGGAGCUGGAACCGGGCAAUAGUGAGGCACGGGCCGCCCAGACGCGAUUACCUCCCAAGAUAUCGGAACGGAAUGACCGAUUGAAGGAGGAAAUGAUGGGCAAGCUGAAAGACCUGGGCAACAUGAUACUGCGACCGUUCGGUCUGUCAACGCAAAACUUUGAAAUGAAACAAGAUCCCCAAACGGGUUCGUACUCGAUAAACUUUAACCAGGGCGCCAAACAGUGAUACGCCACACACGGAAUACGGCUUUGCGAUGGUGAUAAACGGUGUAAGUUGGUUGUUUAAGGCGCUUGCUGUGACGCUGUAAAUAAUCCGUUUUUUUUGUUUUCGUUAUAAGAAGGAGGUAAAAUUAAACACGUCUCUGCAAGUCUAUUUUACAUUAGGUAGCUUCAUUUUAUGAGGGCAAAUAAAUAAAGCUAAUAUAACGAAG